Messenger RNA from Prorocentrum cordatum, 2558 nucleotides. The record is from the annotation of a GenBank genome assembly. Lineage: Eukaryota; Dinophyceae; Prorocentrales; Prorocentraceae.
AGCCUUUCCCAUGCAUUCUCGAGGUAUGUCGCCCGUGAGCGUGCUACCGAACGCGUGUUCGAGAAAACAGCAAGCUCAUUCUUGCAGUAAAAACUGCGCUUGGACAUGCGGGAGGCCGAGGACAGUGAGGAGUCAGAUCCACCUGAGGACGCCUCGGAAGGCCCGCACGUGCGGCUGCGGAAAUGUCUAUUUGCGUUUGGAGUCAUCAUUGGCUUUUUGUUCCCCGUUGCGAUCGCAGUCGCAGCCUGGAAUCUGAUGGAGACCGGAGUGGCGUUUGACAGUGCGAGCGAGGCGACCGGAGGGCAGAUUCGUGCCUUCCUCGUGGUGUGUCUUGCGGCGCCGAUGCUGAUACCGCUGGGCCUCCUCAGCCCAAUGACGGGGGCACUAGUCCUUCACACGCCAGAAGCCCCCGUUGGUUUUUGGAAGGCUCUCCAGCGUGGCAUCCUCAAGUUCAAGGUGUUGGCUGGCAGCAUCCUGGUUUUCGCAAUCACCUAUUAUUUCAACCUCCUGUUGGAAUGGGAUGUGCUGAAGCAGUUCUGGGCGCUGCAGAAUCACUGCCAAUAUUUCUACCUCAAGCUUUGGGCGCUUGCGCUUUGUUCAAUUGGCUCCGCGAUCGUUGCCUUCUGGGACUUCCCUAUUCCGAUGCUUGGUGCUCGGCUGUUUUUAGCGUUUAUCGCAUUUUUCAAACUUCUACCUGCAGUCCUCCUCGCUAUGGGCUUAGCUCUUUACGUCAAUAAUCCAAGUGAGGAGUGGCUCGAGUGGGGUCUCGCCCCAUUCGAAAAGCUCCGGGCGUCAUCACAUUUUGUUGAAGUGUUCGUUUUAGCAUUGCCCUCGAUGCAAAUUGAGAUCGCCGCCUUGCUGUCAGGAACGCCAAUAGACGAUCGCAACGAACUGCUGCUCUCUUCGCUCAUAAGCCUCAUGACCGCCACGCAUGCGUUUGCGUCAAUGGAUUUGAAAGGAAUGGUUUUUCGCCGUGUUAGCGGCAUUCCGACUGUUUGUGGCACAGCUGAGAGCAUCUCUGUGGUUUUUAUUUUGGUCUACAGUUUUAGAUUUUGCAACAUUGGGAGCCGUGUUCUUCUAUUCCCACUUCUUCAUAUUACGUGCAUGGAAUAUCAUGUUGGAACUGUAUUAUUUGUUGGCGAUCUCAUCGCGCAGUGCUGGCUUAUCUGGAGGGCGACACAGAGCACUCCCAAGCUCCUUUUUGCAGUUGCCAACGUGUUCUCAGUUACAGAACCAUUGCUUCUUAGCGAAGGUUCAGUCUGCACAGUAAACGUGCGUUGCUGGUUAUCUGUCCAGUUCGUUGAACUCUUUCUAGUUGUGGUUACACUUUGCUGCAAGCCAGCUCUUGUGGUGGAAUUGUACGAAUCAGACCAGUUGUUAUGUUUGUUGUUUGUUGCCUUCUCUGUUUUGCAGUGGCCUCUGAUCCUUGUUAUCCGUUCAAGAUUCGUUCACCGAUUCGAUGGUGCGGAUGCAGAGCCAGUCAUGGGUGCCAUGGUCAAUCUAUUUUCACAUGGAUACGCUCGCACAAGGUGGGGACCUGAUGCCGCCGAUUGGAGAUCGCCCAUCGGACUUGCUCGGAACAUGUGGUGGCCUUCGCUCAGAAACAAACAAGGAACGUGGAAUGGCUCACUCCAACUGUUCGGGGAUCUCGGCGUCAAAGUUGUUGCCCUGCUGUUUCAAAACGAUCCGCAUUGUAAGGAAUUGUGGUUAGAGAUGAAUUCAAUAGGUGACGAAGGUGCGAAGUACAUUGCUGAGGCUCUGAAGCAGAACGAAGCACUGGAAUGGUUGGAUCUCGACCAGAAUCUCAUCACAGACGAAGGGGCCAAGGAGUUGCUGCACGCACUUGAAGAACGUCCCGUGCGUCUACACAAGCUCUGGUUGCGCGCAAAUCCCAUCCGUGACGAGCGCCUCAAAGUGGCGCUCGAGAGCCUCGUGUACGAGCUUCGCAUAGGAGACUUGGACGACGAAGAGGGUGAGGAUCACAUGGGCACCGAGAGCGACAGUGACAGUGACGUCGAGUGGUGCCUCACUGGUGAGACGCCCUACUCUGGUCCCGUGGCGGCGACCUACGUCGAUGCCUAGUUGAAGCAAUUACCUGGUGUUCUUCCUUCCUCCCAGGCAGCAGGUUUUGACAGCCACGCUGCCACCCCAUCUCUCGCAACUCGCACCCAUUCAGAUGCGAACCGAUUUCUCCGCCAAGCUUUCCUCAUUGUGUACGCUUUGUUGGCUCAUCGUUUCGCGCUCCCGCUCGAAGUAGUCCUUUGGAUUGUUUCAUGCGAUGAGCCUGCUUGGAAAAAGACACAAGGAGUGACUAACAUUCUUUCGUCAGGUGCUACGUGACCUUGAGGAGCUCUGCGGCGCUUCUUGGCGGACGCUCCCGCGUGCCCAGCACUCACACGCUUCGGUCGUUUCUUGGCCUGAGUGGCGCUAUUCAGACUUUUUAGAUAUUUAAACAUGUUGGAAACAUGUUUAGAACAUGUUUGACACAUUUUAGACACAUGUUUAACUUAAUGAGAGGAUUGUUAGAGUGUCCAUUGCCGUGGCAUCCACAACAGCAG